This is a messenger RNA of Didymosphaeria variabile, 1575 nucleotides long. RefSeq lists its product as uncharacterized. NCBI's taxonomy places the organism in Eukaryota, Fungi, Ascomycota, Dothideomycetes, Pleosporales, Didymosphaeriaceae. The record is from RefSeq and is a predicted model, not a curated record. Bases 1 to 1575 code for a protein of 524 amino acids. Gene Ontology annotation, molecular function: heme binding; oxidoreductase activity, acting on paired donors, with incorporation or reduction of molecular oxygen; iron ion binding. The transcript has 3 exons.
AUGGAGUUCCUCCUCAGCCUUCUCACCUCUCCACCCCUCCUCCUAGCCUCCGUCUUUGGCCUCGUCUUCCUCUAUAUCUUCGGAUCAACAGUAUACCGCCUGACCCUCCACCCCCUCGCCCGCUAUCCCGGCCCAAAACUCGCUGCCAUAACCGACAUCUACCUAACCUACUACGCCUACCGUGGCUCCCGACAUCUCGCCUUCCAGCGCGCCCACGAACAAUAUGGGCCCUAUGUGCGUCUCGGACCCAACACGCUCUCAUGCAACACCUCCACGGCCCUCAAAACCAUCUACGGGUUCCGCGCCAAUGUGCGAAAAGCAGACUUCUACACCGCAUUCCCAGCGAACAAAAAUACCGUCAAUGUCCACAGCAGCAUCGAUAAGAUGCAGCAUGCGCGGAAGAGGAGAGUGAUGAGCCAUGCCUUUAGCGAUCAAGCAAUCAAGAGUCUGGAAAAGUAUAUUUUGGCGAAUGUAAGGACUGCCUGCCGGUUGUUGGGGGAGAAGAAGGGCGGAGAGAAGGGGUGGAACGACCCGUGGAAUGCGGCGGACUGGUGUAAUUGGUUGGUGUUCGACAUCAUGGGUGAUUUGGUGUUUGGUAAGACGUUCGGGAUGUUGGAAAGUCCCGUAAACCGGUUUGCCGUGGAUUUGGUCGGGAAUGCGGCGCAUAGGCAUUUGAUCUGUGGAACGCAUUUGACGAUACACAAUUGGCACUUGGAUAAGAUCCUUUUCCGGAAAAUUGCAGCUCAGCGAGGGCAGUACAUGCAAUACAGCAAGGCCCAGGCAAUGGAAAGAACGAAAAUGGGGCUCGAUGUAGACCGCAGAGAUUUCUUCUACCAUCUGUUGAACGCGAAGGAUUCCGAGACCGGUAACGGAUUCAGCAUGGACGAGCUGUGGGGCGAGUCGAAUCUAUUGAUCAUUGCUGGCUCGGACACGACAUCUACCGCCAUGGCUGCCACGUUCUUCUACCUGGCCCACAACCUGAUGACGCUCCAGAAAUUGUGCCAGGAAGUACGUAAUACAUUCUCUGAUGUUGAGGAGAUUGUUUCAGGGCCGAAGCUCAGUAGGUGCGCAUAUCUGCGUGCAUGCAUCGACGAGUCCAUGCGCAUGACACCUCCAGUUGCUGGUGCUCUUCCACGGCAAGUCCUUUCAGGUGGCAUCGAUAUCGACGGUCACCAUAUUCCCGCUGGAGUCGAUGUGGGCGUUCCGCAUUACGCGGUUCACCAUAAUGCCGACUACUUCCCUCGUCCUUUCGAUUACGUGCCCGAGCGAUGGCUUUCAGAUCCGGCCGCGAACCCAUUGCAUAAUAAACUUUCAGACGCCCAUGCUGCGUUCUGUCCUUUCAGCAUAGGCCCAAGAGGGUGCAUUGGCAAGGGGUUGGCGUAUGUAGAGUUGAGUAUUACCAUUGCACGAGUACUGUUCAUGUAUGAUCUGAAGUUGGCACCUGGCUCGACGUUGGGCGCAGGGCGCAAGGAUUUGGAAGACGGAAGGACGCGGGCGACGGAGUACCAAAUCGAGGACCGGUUUGCCAGCACGAAGGAUGGGCCCUUGUUGCAGUUCCGACCAAGGAACUCGUGA